UCCUCAUUUUCAUUCAAACCCUUUUUCCUGUUGCAUCUGCAGCUAGGAGACCAGAGACUGGAGCAUCUAGCCCUACCUAUGGAAACUCAGGCUGACCGUGUAUCUCAGGAACCUCAGGCUCUGCUUGAGAGUGCACUUCCUUCUUCAAAAGUUCCUGGCUUUUCAGAUAAGGACAGCUUAGGAGGUGAAAUGUUGGCAGCUGCACUCCUAAAGGCCAAGUCCCAGGAGUUGGUGACAUUUGAAGAUGUUGCUGUUUACUUCAUCCGGAAGGAGUGGAAGCGUUUGGAACCUGCUCAGAGGGACCUCUACAGGGACGUGAUGCUGGAGAAUUAUGGCAACGUGUUCUCACUGGAUGGUGAGACCAGAACUGAGAAUGAUCAGGAAAUUUCUGAAGAUACAGGACCACAUGGGGUGCUAUUAGGAAGAUUCCAAAAGGAUAUUUCUCAGGGUCUUAAGUGUAAAGAAGCCUAUGAACAAGAAGUCAGUCUAAAGAGGCAGCUGGGGAACUCCUCUGGAGAAAGAUUGAAUAGAAGAAUGCAAGAUUUUGGUCAAGUGACAAUUGAGAAAAAGUUAACCCCCACUGGAGAAAGAAGUGAGAUGUAUAAUGAUUUGGGGAACGGCUUUACUGUGAGUUCCAAUCUUAUCUCACAUCAGAGACUUCCUGUGGGAGACAGACCCCAUAAGUGUGAUGAAUGUAACAAGAGCUUUAAUCGAACUUCAGACCUUAUUCAACAUCAACGAAUCCACACUGGGGAAAAACCCUAUGAAUGUAGUGAAUGUGGGAAAGCCUUCAGCCAGAGCUCACAUCUUAUCCAGCAUCAGAGAAUCCACACUGGGGAGAAACCUUAUGAAUGUAACGAUUGUGGGAAGACCUUCAGUUGUAGCUCUGCUCUCAUUCUACAUCGGAGGAUCCACACCGGGGAGAAACCUUACGAAUGUAACGAGUGUGGGAAAACCUUCAGCUGGAGCUCCACCCUGACUCACCAUCAGAGAAUCCACACUGGGGAGAAACCCUAUGCCUGUAAUGAAUGCGGCAAGGCCUUCAGCAGGAGCUCCACCCUUAUUCACCAUCAGCGAAUCCACACUGGGGAGAAACCCUAUGAAUGUAACGAGUGUGGGAAGGCCUUCAGCCAGAGCUCACACCUCUACCAGCACCAGAGAAUCCACACUGGAGAGAAGCCCUACGAAUGUAUGGAAUGUGGAGGAAAGUUUACCUAUAGCUCAGGCCUUAUUCAGCAUCAGCGAAUCCACACAGGGGAGAACCCCUAUGAAUGUAGUGAGUGUGGGAAAGCCUUCAGGUACAGCUCAGCUCUUGUUCGCCACCAGAGAAUCCACACUGGAGAGAAGCCCUUGAACGUAAUGGGUUUGAGCAAAAGUUCUCUCAGAGUUACUGCAGAGUUAAAUACCAGAGGGUCUACGUGAGGGAACCAGACGCCUGUUUUCCGCACGCCUCGAGUCUCGAGCUCUUGCCUUACUGCAUAAUAUGAGCCGCUUAGGCUGUGUCCCUUCCAACUCAGACCUUUCACCUGAGAGAAUGGGGGAAGUUGGGCAAAUCAUCCUUCACAGUGAUCGGCAACCUAGUGUAUUUCCCCAGGAAUCAAACCAGCACUGGAAAACGAUCCCCAUCAGACUCCUCUAGACGCUGCUGCAGACGGUCUCCAAAUCACGACACAGGCAUUCCUGCUCCCACCUUCAGGCCCACACUCGGGAGUGUGUGAGCUGCAGAUCCUGCCGUGUAGCACAGUGCUUAGGACCAGCAGCCCGGACGGGAAAGGUCCUGUGGGGUGUGGGUCCUUGACAGGAGAGCAUCUGGGGGUUGGCUGGCAGUGGGGCAAACAGCUUUCUUGGUUUGGCCAUGCGUGGGAGUGUGUUGCAGCCACGGAGGAGGCUGGGAUGAAGAUGUGGAGAAGUUAAGGAAAUGUUUGGAACUGUGAUUACAUAUUAUAUAUUGUGAUUGACCACCUAAUAUAUGUUUUUAGCUUCACAAAACUAAAUGAAACUGAUCAUUUUUA
Messenger RNA from Carlito syrichta (Philippine tarsier), 2012 nucleotides. RefSeq names its product zinc finger protein 3 (gene ZNF3). NCBI's taxonomy places the organism in Eukaryota, Metazoa, Chordata, Mammalia, Primates, Tarsiidae. Gene Ontology annotation, biological process: negative regulation of transcription by RNA polymerase II. The record is from RefSeq and is a predicted model, not a curated record. Gene Ontology annotation, molecular function: DNA-binding transcription repressor activity, RNA polymerase II-specific. The transcript is spliced from 5 exons. Bases 79 to 1422 code for a protein of 447 amino acids.